AUGGCCUCCCUUUUGCCCACCAGCGGGCCGAGCUCGCCAUUGAGCUCCCCUCCCUCUGAGGUCUCUGACUCUGAAGUCUCCUUCCUCUCGAGAUCCCCUACACCGCCCGCAGAGCUCCAACGCUCGUUCGCCCAACAGCGCGCCUACUGUUCCCCGUCUUCCUCCCAGCGCUCGUCCACCAAGGCCUCUCCUGCACCCGAAGACAUGCCCUCUCCCCCUUCAAGCAAUGACGAAUGCCCACGCCCCCGCAAAAGGAGAAAGCUCGCUGAGCCAAAGGAACGUACAGCCGAGUUCCUUGACUUGUCGGGCCCAGAGAUUGCCCCACAAGAGCUCCCCCAACUCCAGCGACUAUUGAGCGUCCUGCACAAGAAGCGGAAGAUUGUGGUCAUCGCUGGUGCUGGCAUUUCCGUGUCGGCGGGCAUUCCUGACUUCCGAUCGGCCACGGGCUUAUUCAACACGCUCAAGAAGGAGCACAAGCUCAAGUCGUCGGGCAAGGACCUCUUCGACGCUUCAGUCUACCAAGACGAUACAUCUACUUCGACCUUCCAUGACAUGGUGCGUACACUGUCUCACCAUACCAAGUCUGCACAGCCCACGGCCUUUCACCAACUUCUGGCCACCUUGGCUCAAGAGGGGCGCCUGAUGCGACUCUACACGCAAAACGUCGAUGGAAUCGAUACAUCACUACCACCUCUCAGUACUCAAGUCCCUUUGCCAAAGAAGGGUCCUUGGCCUAGGACUGUUCAAGUGCACGGAGGUCUCGAUUACAUGGUCUGCUCAAAAUGCCAUGCGCUGAAGCCUUUUGACGCUGAAAUGUUUAAUGGCCCUACCCCUCCCCCUUGUGCAGAAUGCGUCAGUCUAGAUCAGGCCCGUCAAGCCGUCGACAAACGUAGCCACGGUAUUGGACGACUUCGCCCACGGAUGGUGCUGUACAACGAGCACAACCCCGACGACGAAUCGAUUGGCUCUUGCGCAACCUAUGAUAUGCGUAUGCGACCAGACGCUGUCAUCGUGGCCGGCACCACCUUGAAAGUUCCGGGCGUUCGACGCAUCGCUCGGGAAAUGUGCAACAUCGUUCGGGAUCGCAAGGACGGUGUCACGGUCUGGCUCAACAACGACCCGGAACCAUUGGGCAAGGACCUCGAGGACGUGUGGGAUUUGGUCGUCAAGGGUCCCUGUGACGAGGUCGCUCGCCAUGCCAACAUGCGCAAAUGGGAUGAUCCGAUGGACUACAAAGUGGUCACGGACGAGGACAUUAACAAAGCCAAGGAAAACAAGAGAGUGGAGGUCAUUAUUGGCACGCCCAAGAAGUCUGGUGUGCUCUGCAGUGCAGGUCAGCUAACGCCCGGCCAAAGUCCACGACUGCAUCCCCGCUCCAUGGUCAACGAGGAGCCUUCAACGCCUUCCAAGAAGGGUACCAAGCGAAAGGUCGAAGGGCAGAAGGAUCUUUUCGGCAACGUUGCGACAAAACCACUUGCGACAAGGCCCAAGGCGCAAUCGAAGAAGGCGACAGCAGGCAAGAGCAAGGCGAAGAAGGAGUCGAAGAAAGAAAGUACGGCCAUCAACAACGUCUUCAAAACGACCAAGGGCGCCGUCAAAGCGGCUGGCAAGCCAUCUGCUAAAGCAUCCGAUCCGGCACUCACAAUCAUCGACUCGAGGCAUGUCUCUAGACUUUUGCCCACGCCCAAGGAGAACCUCGGCGACAACAUUCAUGUGGAGAAGCGUCGAGACCCUAGUACACCCAAGAGACCAGCAAAACUUACAAAGCUAAAAGGAACCUACGUCAUGGCACCUCUAUCAGAUGUGGACGGUCGCAACAACCACUCGCCACAGCGUCCAGAAGUAGAAAGCCUGACACCGGUAAAGCCGCGUACGCCUAGUGAACAGCUACGCGAGGAGGCAGGCUACCCAUUGUUCGCAUCGCCCUCGAGUGACUCUCGUCCUUCAACGGCCUCAUCGCAACGACACGAAAUCAUCAGAUCUCCAUCUAUUCCCAAUCAGAUGGAGAACAUACUCUGUUAG
Plenodomus lingam JN3 is the source of this 2022-nucleotide messenger RNA. RefSeq lists its product as uncharacterized. Gene Ontology annotation, molecular function: histone deacetylase activity, NAD-dependent; NAD+ binding. Lineage: Eukaryota; Fungi; Ascomycota; Dothideomycetes; Pleosporales; Leptosphaeriaceae. Gene Ontology annotation, biological process: pericentric heterochromatin formation; replication-born double-strand break repair via sister chromatid exchange; regulation of DNA repair. Gene Ontology annotation, cellular component: mating-type region heterochromatin; nucleus. The record is from RefSeq and is a predicted model, not a curated record.